AGAGUUAGAGUGGCAUAUCCGCAUUUGUGCUUCUCAAUUUUAAAGCCGCAGAGGUUUAAGCUUCGCUUCUCUUCUUCUUCUUCUUCACCCGCGGCUCCUUCCUCUCUAGGGUUUUAGAAACGCCCCCAAAUCUUCAAACCCUAACCCUAAUCGAUUCCCGAUCCCUCUUCCUUCUCACCGGAAGAGCUUGCUAUAACCAUGGAUAGGUACCACCGAGUGGAGAAGCCGAGACCCGAGUCCGCCAUCAAUGAGAACGAGAUCCGGAUCACCACCCAAGGCCUUAUCAAGAACUACAUCACCUACGCUUCUAGCCUCGUUCAGGAAAAACGGAUUGGGGAGAUUGUCUUGAAGGCAAUGGGUCAGGCGAUCAGCAAAACAGUGGCCAUUGCUGAGAUUCUGAAGAAAAGGAUUCCUGGGUUGCACCAAGAUACAAAAAUUAGUUCAGUAAGCAUUACUGAUGUAUGGGAACCAAUUGAAGAGGGCCUUGUACCUCUAGAGAUGACCCGUCAUGUAUCAAUGAUAUCAAUCUCCCUGUCAACCAGAGAGUUAAGCAAAAAUUCACCUGGGUAAUUAAUUUUUUACAAGCCGUUAUUCUGCU
Molecule: messenger RNA, 598 nt
Organism: Dioscorea cayenensis subsp. rotundata (Guinea yam)
Lineage: Eukaryota; Viridiplantae; Streptophyta; Magnoliopsida; Dioscoreales; Dioscoreaceae
Product: ribonuclease P protein subunit p25-like protein
Molecular function (GO): RNA binding
Source: RefSeq, a predicted model, not a curated record